Plasmodium vivax (malaria parasite P. vivax) is the source of this 1143-nucleotide messenger RNA. RefSeq lists its product as hypothetical. The record is from RefSeq and is a predicted model, not a curated record. The transcript is spliced from 6 exons. NCBI's taxonomy places the organism in Eukaryota, Apicomplexa, Aconoidasida, Haemosporida, Plasmodiidae. Bases 1 to 1143 code for a protein of 380 amino acids.
AUGGGGAAUUUCCUCGGGUUAAAGGAAAACAAAUACAAUAAGACCAACAUAAACAUCUUUGAGAAGCGGUACGGCUAUAACCUGAACGAGCUGCACAGCUACGUCUACAAAAUCAACCUGCCGCUGAAGCCGCGCUACGUGGGCUAUGUGCUAGAGGAGAAGGGGAAGCGGCCAAGUGGGGAACCUCCCUGUGGAGAUGACCCCAAAGUAACUUCCCCCACACACGGGGAGGGCAACAGCAUGGGGGAGGGCGACAGCAUGGGGGACGCCGCGGAAGGAAGCCAACCCGCCCCAGUGGACUUAUACAACCGGUACGACAGAGACAACCUGCACAACUCAAGCAACAUUUAUCAAAAUAAAUUAAAAAUAAACCAGCAGGGGUGGCAGCAUGAUCAGCAGCAGGGGUGGCAGCAUGAUCAGCAGCAGGGGCGGCAUAACCAGCAGCAGGGGCGGCAUAACCAGCAGAAGGGGCAUCACAACCAGCAGGGGCGGCAUCACGACCAGCAGGGGCGGCAUCACGACCAGCAGAAGUACGCAGACAUGUACGUGCACAUGUCGUAUGACAAAAACUACACCUACGACGAGCACAAAAAUAACAUUUACGCGGAGGACAGUCUCUACAAUUAUGUCUCGAAAAAGAACCCCAUCUUAAUGCCCCCCAAAAAAGGAGGGGUAAAGAAGACCUACGCGAACUUGUGCCUAAAUUACUACAACAAUUUGGACACCUGCGUGAUUAAAAAGUAUCAAAAGAAUGUUCAAAACAGGAAGUACAAAUUUACCCGCCUGCACACGUGCAAGCCGCACUACAUCCUCUUCUCCCGCUGCGUAAAGUACCGAGACAGGAAGCUCAUGAACGAAAUAAAAAAAGUGGAGCUCAACUACUACAACUCCCUGAGCAGGGGCAGCAGAUCGCUCUACCUGAACGAGUUCACCACUAACUUGAGUUACCACGAGUACCUCAUCAGCAAAAUGCACGACGGAGUGGAAAAGAUAAAGAUCAAGAAAGAACUAAACGAACUACGGGAGAGGUACAACCACAUCGUGAAAUACGCCGACGCGGGGUUUACAGACGCGCCCAAGUUUGAACCACCCCAGGGGAAGACCUACAUAAGCAAGAAGAAACACAUGCUGCUAAACAUAUAA